Chenopodium quinoa (quinoa) is the source of this 3637-nucleotide messenger RNA. Its product is annotated as pullulanase 1, chloroplastic-like. NCBI's taxonomy places the organism in Eukaryota, Viridiplantae, Streptophyta, Magnoliopsida, Caryophyllales, Amaranthaceae. The record is from RefSeq and is a predicted model, not a curated record. Gene Ontology annotation, biological process: carbohydrate metabolic process. The transcript has 28 exons. The coding region runs from base 268 to 3147 and encodes 959 amino acids. Gene Ontology annotation, molecular function: pullulanase activity.
UUUUCAAAGAAUCAGCAUUUCAGCAUCACUCAUCACUCUUUUAGACUCAUUAUCACAGAAAAUAACACGAAUGACAAAGAUAGCAUGGAGAUAUUUGCAGAGAAAGACGAAACAAUUUGCCCCAAAUGACAAAUCUUAACAGACUUACCAUGAAAAUCCCAAUUCUUCAUCAAAAUCUACGCAGUUUUCCCACUUUACACCAUCAUUCUUCGCCUGCUCAACUGAAUUUUCUGCUUCGACCGCCAUAACCAAAAGCUUCAUCCUCAAAUGUCUUCACUAUAUAACCCCUUUGCUCUUUCUUCUAAUCUUCAUAACCAUAAUCUUCGAUUAGUACCCUUUAAUUUUCGUUUGAAUAAGAAAUUACCAUCCUUUUCAGAUUCCAUUUUCAUUGGGUCUAAUUCUGGAAUCUUCCAUUCUUCAUCAAAGAAAGGUUUUUCUUGCUUUUGUUGCUCUAUGGCUGUUGAAGUUGAUUCUGUUUCUCAGAUUGAAUUGCAAGGGACUUUAAAUAGCUCUAGAGCAUAUUGGCCGAGCAAGUAUAUCCUUGCCUGGAAUGUUGAUGUUGGAAAUGGUUCAUACUACUUGUUUGCAAGUAAAACUGCUGCACUAAGGGUUACGAAUGAUGGGAUAGAAGGCUAUGAUGUGAAGAUAAAGCUUGACAAGGACAAUGGGGGAUUACCAACACAUGUUACUGAAAAAUUUCCUCAUAUUAGAGGUUACUCAGCCUUCAGAGCUCCUGCCACCCUGGAUGUUGAAAGUCUGCUGAAGUGUCAACUAGCAGUUGCUGCUUUCAGUGGUGAUGGGGCUUUCAGAAAUGCUACUGGUUUGCAACUACCUGGCGUUAUCGAUGAGUUAUAUUCAUAUGAUGGUCCUCUAGGUGCUGUUUUCUCAGAGGACUCCAUAUCAUUAAACUUAUGGGCUCCUACUGCUCAGGCUGUGAAUACCAGCAUAUAUAGGGACCCAUUAGGUGGUGAACCGUUACAAACUGUUCAGCUAAAUGAAUCAAGUGGUGUUUGGAGUGUUGUUGGACCAAGAAGCUGGGAAGGGUGUUACUAUGUGUAUGAAGUCACUGUCUACCAUCAUACCACCUUGAGAAUUGAAAAAUGCUUUGCUAUUGAUCCAUAUGCCAGAGGGGUUUCAGCAGAUGUAAAGCGAACAUUAUUGGCUGAUAUAAAGUCUGAAUCUCUAAAGCCUGAAGGAUGGGAUAAUCUGGCUGAUGAAAAGCCUCAUCUUCUUUCUCCUUCUGACAUCAGUAUCUAUGAGCUGCAUAUAAGAGAUUUCAGUGCUUACGACCUCACUGUGAACCCUGACCUUCGUGGUGGAUACCUUGCUUUCACAUCACAGGACUCAGCUGGUGUUAAUCAUUUGAAGAAGUUAUCAGCUGCUGGUCUUACUCACGUGCAUCUGCUGCCAAGCUUCCAGUUUGCUGAAGUUGAUGAUGACAAAAAGAAGUGGAAAUUUGUUGAUACUAAGAUGUUAGAAACACUACCACCUGAUUCAGAAGAGCAACAAGCUCAAAUAACUGCCAUCCGUGAUGAGGAUGGGUAUAACUGGGGAUAUAAUCCUGUUUUAUGGGGGACACCUAAGGGAAGCUAUGCAACUGAUCCUAAUGGCCCAUCCCGUAUAAUUGAGUUCAGAAAGAUGGUCCAGGCAUUAAAUCAUAUUGGGCUUCGUGUAGUGUUGGAUGUUGUUUAUAACCAUUUAAAUAGCAGUGGGCCAUCCGAUGUAAACUCUGUUCUUGACAAGAUUGUUCCGGGUUACUACUUAAGAAGGGAUGCUGAUGGUGCUAUUGAGAAUAGCACAUGCAUAAAUGACACAGCUAGUGAGCAUUACAUGGUUGAACGUCUGAUUUUGGAUGAUUUAAAACAUUGGGCCAUCAAUUAUAAGGUUGAUGGUUUCAGAUUUGAUCUCAUGGGCCACAUCAUGAAACAUACAAUGGUGAAAGCAACAAGUAUGCUCCAAGGCCUUUCAAGAACCCAAGAUGGUGUAGAAGGUUCAAGCAUUUAUAUAUAUGGUGAAGGAUGGGACUUUGGUGAGGUUGCAAAUAAUGCACGUGGAGUAAAUGCAUCUCAAAUGAAUCUUGGUGGCACAGGAAUUGGAAGUUUCAAUGAUCGAAUUCGAGAUGCAGUGCUUGGCGGGGGCCCUUUUGGCCCCCUUCUUCAGCAAGGUUACGUGACUGGCUUAUCUUUACAGCCUAAUGAUAAUGACCAUGGUGGCAAAGCUAAUGCAGAUCGUAUGCUCGCUGUGGCAAAAGAUCACAUACAGGUUGGGUUGGCAGCAAACUUGAGAGACUUCAUGCUGACUAACUGUGAUGGCAGACAGGUAAAAGGCUCUGAAGUUUAUACCUAUGGUGGAUCACCGGUUGGGUAUGCUUUGCAGCCUAUAGAAACUAUCAACUAUGUCUCAGCUCAUGAUAAUGAAACUCUUUUCGAUAUUGUCAGUUUGAAGACUGCUACCUAUACUUCGCUGGACGAGAGAUGUAGGGUAAAUCAUCUAGCUACGAGUAUCAUAGCACUUACCCAGGGAAUACCUUUUUUCCAUGCUGGUGAUGAGUUGCUACGUUCAAAGUCCCUUGACCGUGAUUCUUACAACUCUGGUGAUUGGUUUAACAGAUUGGACUUCAGCUAUACUACCAACAACUGGGGCGUUGGUCUUCCUCCCAAGGAUCAGAAUCAGAACAAUUGGCCUAUAAUCAAGCAAAGACUGGAAAAUCCAUCAUACAAGCCCGACAAGAGUCACAUUAUUGCUGCUGUUGAAAAUUUCACCAACUUAUUGCAAAUUAGAUACUCUUCCCCACUUUUCCGUUUAAGAAGUGCUAAGGAUAUUGAGGAUCGAGUACGCUUCCACAAUAAUGUCCCUUCUUGGAUUCCUGGGCUUAUAGCUAUGAGCAUUGAAGAUGGUCAUGCGGGUGCCUCUGGCUUGUCGCAAAUAGAUCCCAAGUUCCAAUAUAUUGUUGUCAUGAUCAAUGUUCAGCCUACUGAAACCAAAUUUACUAACCCAGAUCUUCGAGCUAAAUCUCUACAGCUACAUCCAGUACUGUCAAUGUCAGGGGACACGAUCGUUAAGGAGUCAAAGUAUGAGCCUUCUACUGGAUCCUUUACUGUACCUCCUAAGACGACUGCUGUUUUUGUUGAACCACGACAUGUUUAAGAUGAACUUGGAAGUUGAGGUCCAAGAUGGCGACUGCAUAGGGGUGUCACGAAGUGGAGUUUCUAUCUGCACACCUGCAACCUUUAACACAAAUAACAAUGGCUGCUGCUACUGAGGCCUCAUAGUAUUUAUAGCUCCGGCACAAUGCCACAAAUAAAAACUGUCUUUAUCUAUCUCCAAAAGUAAUUUAAAGGUUUUGUAAGUCAGUUUCAGUUCAUAGUUCAUCUCAAAUUUCCUAUAAGACCUGCCUAAAUCUUACAUCGUAUUGUUGUAGUAGAAAUUUUGUUACGCAGAAAUAAAAUAAUGUGGCAGAAUAAAAAUGUGCUGUUUUUCUGGUAUUGCUGGUCAUUCAAUGCUCGUGCCUUGAAUACGUGCUUUUCAUUUUCUUGAACUCGUAACGAGGAGAACUUCUAACAAAUGUUGAAUGAGAUCAUUCUUUCUUGCUGGAGUUGCUGAUCUAGUUCCAAUAAAAAAAAAAAAAAAAAAAAAA